Aureococcus anophagefferens is the source of this 885-nucleotide messenger RNA. RefSeq lists its product as hypothetical. The record is from RefSeq and is a predicted model, not a curated record. Lineage: Eukaryota; Pelagophyceae; Pelagomonadales; Pelagomonadaceae. Bases 1 to 885 code for a protein of 294 amino acids. Gene Ontology annotation, molecular function: oxidoreductase activity, acting on the CH-CH group of donors, NAD or NADP as acceptor. The transcript has 3 exons.
AUGAAGGGCUGGAUCUCGACGGUGCAGAACUACGCGUCGGUGCCCACCGGGGACACCAUGUUCGCCUUCGGCGUCGGCGAGGUCGUCGCGUCGGCGCUCGACGGCGUCGCCGUCGGCGCGCUCGUCGCCGGCCGCACGGGCUGGCAGGAGUACGGCGCCGCACCGCGCAUCGCGGACCCGGCUGAGCCCUUGUUCCGCGUCGUCGACGAGGCCACGGCGCCGCCGUCGCUGGCGCUCGGCGUGCUGGGCAUCAACGGCCUCACGGCCUACCUCGGCCUCCGCGAGGUCGGCCGCCCGAAGGCCGGCGAGACCGUGCUCUGCUCGACGGCCGCGGGCGCCGUCGGCGCCGCCCGGCGCUCCGCCGUGGGCCAGCUCGCGAAGCGCGCCGGCUGCCGCGCCGUCGGCGUCGCCGGCGGCGCCGCCAAGGCCGCGCUCUGCGUCGACGCGUUCGCCUACGACGCCUGCGUCGACUACAAGGCGACGGGCGACCUCGGCGCGGCCGUCGCCGCGGCGUGCCCCGACGGGAUCGACGUCUUCUACGACAUGGUCGGCGGCGACCAGCUCGACGCCGUCGCGCCGCUCCUCAACGUCGGCGCGCGCGUCGUCGUCGUCGGGACGGCGGGCACGGCCGCGUGGUCCCCGCCGCCGCGCGGCCUGCGCCUCGAGCGCCACCUCCUCGUCAAGCGCGCGUCCAUGGCCGGCUUCCUCGUCUUCGACCACGCGGCCGCGUUCCCGGCGGCGCUCGACGACCUCGCGCGCCUCGUCGCCGACGGGUCCCUCGUCCACCGCGAGGAGGUGCGCCGCGGCCUCGCGGCGGCGCCCCGGGCGCUCGAGGACAUCUACCGGGGCGCGAACGCCGGGAAGCUCAUCAUCGCGGUCCCGUGA